Aspergillus puulaauensis is the source of this 351-nucleotide messenger RNA. RefSeq lists its product as uncharacterized. Lineage: Eukaryota; Fungi; Ascomycota; Eurotiomycetes; Eurotiales; Aspergillaceae. Bases 1 to 351 code for a protein of 116 amino acids. The transcript has 2 exons. The record is from RefSeq and is a predicted model, not a curated record.
AUGGGUUACCUUGAUAAAAUCGGUGUUGAUCCCAAUGGCAACAGAAUAUGCAUAUCUGAUGCCGAGAACAAAUAUGACCGGUUUCCAGAAGACACAAAGCUACGCCUACGUGAUCUUAUGAUGGGCAUAGGGACAACGCAACAUGGCAAAACCUCCGGCGAUCUGCGGAGUAUCCUUGUUCAAAAUACUGUGGAUGAGGAUAUACAGAAAGGUCGGGAGGAGGUAUACACCAUCAUGGAGGAGUCCGACAAAUCUAAAACAAUAACCAUCAGAGCUGAUAGUUCUAAGAAGGAAAAUUUGCUUUUGGCCAUGGGUGCGUCACAUGCUGGAGUACAAGGGUCUCAAGGGUAA